Messenger RNA from Metarhizium brunneum ARSEF 3297, 2442 nucleotides. RefSeq lists its product as uncharacterized. NCBI's taxonomy places the organism in Eukaryota, Fungi, Ascomycota, Sordariomycetes, Hypocreales, Clavicipitaceae. The record is from RefSeq and is a predicted model, not a curated record. Gene Ontology annotation, molecular function: protein binding.
AUGCGGACGGCCUGCAGCCUCAGUCGUGUCGGCGGCGCCCGACUCUGUACCGCGCCUCGACUACAACCAAACGCUCGAGCGACACUGGGUAAGGCACAACGGCGCCUUCUCUCAAAUUGCUUUCAAAGACUUCUACCUUCUGUGGAACCGGGCGACUUGUUAGGUCGAGCCCAACAUGAUGAGGGGCAGGCCGCCCUUAGAAACCGCUUCGUGGAACCUACAACCCCUAAAUCGAAGCUCACCAACGCAACAUCAGACCGUACCUCUGCGGAUUGGGGGGGAGAUAGUGUUGACUUUGCUACGCAUUGUCGACAACCAGACUCAAAUAAUACAGAAUACGAUGGCCGUACAUCACGGUUCCGGGCCAGACCAGCAAAUCCAAAAUCCCCAACUCCACGAAAGCAUGCCCGACAAAUAUUGAGCAAGCCCAGAGCUAGGAGAGGCCCAAUGAGCGAGCAAGAUAUGCACCAGCAAUGGGGUUACCUUCGUCAUCAGUACUCCGGGGAUGAGCUGCUAACGAGGCGGAAGGCCUUCAAUUCGUGGAAGGAAAAGUUCUACAAGGUUGCCCGCAAUCGUGACCCGUCUUGGCCUUGGAAAAAGAGUAGUCAAUGGCUAGUAGAGCACGAGACUGUUGCAAGCAUGCGCUUAGCUUGGCAAGAACUAGACAAUGAGUCUCGACAGAAACAGUGGCCACGAAUCAUGCUCUCCACGAUGUGCAUCUGUCCAGAGAAGACGGCCAUGGUUUUAGAAGCCACGCUGGACCCCUGGCCUCCCGGGUACGCCAUCAACGAUGCUUUACUGUUUAUCAUGCAAAGGCUAGAUCUUGCAAAGGCGAAGAAUAUCCGCGAACGAACUCUGAAAGCUGAAGAGGUAGCGGAUUUGCUUCACAAAAUAAUAGUGGACAGUCGCAAACAACAUGUUCCAUUCACCCAAAGGCUGUUGGGACUGUCCGCCAAGAAGCUGCCCAGCGAACAAGCUUCCGAGCUGUACUCUCUUCUUCAGCGGUCAGAGAUCAAGAUCCAUGCGAAUACCAUGAUACAAUUUGCCAGCAAAUUAGCUAAAGACCCUAUCCACAAAGCAACUGCCUUUAAGAUACUCCAGGCAUUAUCUGAUAGCGGUGCCGAUUUGAACGAGGCCCGGCCAUCAAGCGUCAUUACUUCAUUGCUUCACUGUCAAGUACCUGAAGGAGUAGAACCAGUCCCAAAUCAUGCCUUCUCUCCGAAAGAUGCUCUUGAAUAUUUUGUACAAAGGGGGUUUACGUUGAACCUGCUUAGUGCAACAGCUUUCCUCGAUACCCUUUCCCAGCAAGGAGAGGUUGACGAGGCAAUACGACUUGCAUUGCUCUUCUCUGAAUCCGGCAUUCAAUUGGAUCGCAAGGCCUGGGCAACCGUGUUCAGAGGGGCAAAAACCACUCGUAAUGUUGCAACUGUUGCCAAGGCGCUGGACGUGGCCAAGGUGGCAGAUGUUCCAUUUGUGGAGGUCCUGAACAACGCGCUUCACAGUGCUUUUCAUUUCGCCGGGAUGGAAGCGGCGGAGAAGAAGAACCAGCUUCGGUCUCCCCAGCCGAACCUUUUCGGGCCUCUGCUGCGUAUAUACGCCAAGAAAUUCGACCUCCAACCGCUUCAGUGGUGGUUGCCAGACUCUCUGCCGUUGUACCUAGCGCAAGGUAUUGGCCAGCAAGGCCUUGUCCCGGGAAAUGCAUCACAAACAAGAUGGCAAUUUGAAACUACCAUAUUGCCAUUUGUGGAUCAACUGUUCUCAUCAGGCGAUGACACAAAGCUGCAGCCAAACUUGACGACCAUCGCAAUCAUGAUGCGAGCCUACAUCAGAAAUCUGCGGCAGCCCUACGACCUAAUGGCAUACUACCAAUUUUUCAAAUCAAGACUAGAGGAACAGAGCAAGGAUGCCUCUAUUCCGUCAGCGUCCCGACUGAUCAAGAAUCAAGGCAGCCUCAUACACGACACUCUCAUCUUCACAAUGACAGAGCACGGUGAACUCUCACGUACCGCUCUCCAGGUGUUCGGCGACAUGCUCAAGGACCAGCUGCACGCGAAUGCGGCAGACGCUGGAAGGGUUCACGUGGAAGGCGACGGAGUGGUUGUGACAGCGCCGGUUCACCCAGCACCGACGGUGUUGACGUUCACAAUCUUAUUCCGGGGCCUGAUGAACAACCGUGACCGGAUGCUGGUGGACAAAAUCGUUCAGGUUAUGCGUGAGAACGGCAUUCAGCCCAACUUGGCGACAUAUAACACCCUGACGAGCGGGUAUGCAUCCAUGCAAGAUGUCGCCAAGACGGUCAGCACGCUGCAGGACAUGGAGGCAGCGGGGUUCAAACCUGAUUCCUACACGUUCAAGGCGUUUUCAAAAUUGAAGGACCAGGAGAGAGCGCUUCAGAUGAUGGAGGACAUGAUUGAAGUUAACCGACAUGGGAUGGGUGCAUGA